Miscanthus lutarioriparius is the source of this 636-nucleotide messenger RNA. Lineage: Eukaryota; Viridiplantae; Streptophyta; Magnoliopsida; Poales; Poaceae. The record is from the annotation of a GenBank genome assembly.
AUGAGGAGCCGAUUCCAGUUGCCCCUUGCUGGCACCGGCAGUGGGACGUCGUGGAGCACAGGGCACUCGCUGAGCACGUCGCAGAAGAAGAUGCCACGCCAGAGGUCCACCCAGGCGACUGUGCCACCCUCACCGCCGAUUGCGAUGGUCUUCUCAGUCUCAUGGUACAGCCUGUCUUCGGUAGUAUUAGGUAAAGGGAUUGCCUGUCCCUCACGAGAUCAUUCACAGACAUCACCUUGGAGAUCCACCCCUGAGGAAUUGGAGUUGUACAGGUGGAGGUCGAAAUCCCACCCAAUGAGCACGCGGCGGCCAUGGAACACGGGGGCCGGCCCUAACACGGAGGGCGGCGAUGGCAUACCAGCUGGCGCCGUCUUCGUCUUCGCGGCUAAGAAGUACAGUUGCAGAGUCGACGGGGACGCAAAGGAGGACGAGAUCGGCGUCGGUGGUGAUGACCUUGGGAGUUGCGUUGGGGAAGUCGAGGCCGGGGCAGUGGACGCAGAAGUGGGAGACAAGUGGCGGGCGCGCGGCGCGGAAGGUCACCUGGAUGCGCGAGCCGGUGCUCGUGGUACCCUCAGCGGUGAUGGCGUUGACGAGGUUGGCGAUGUAGCACCACCUGUCGAGGAGGACCAAGCCUGA